Molecule: messenger RNA, 1518 nt
Organism: Uncinocarpus reesii 1704
Lineage: Eukaryota; Fungi; Ascomycota; Eurotiomycetes; Onygenales; Onygenaceae
Exons: 2
Coding region: 1-1518 (505 amino acids)
Biological process (GO): amino acid transport; transmembrane transport
Cellular component (GO): membrane
Molecular function (GO): transmembrane transporter activity
Source: RefSeq, a predicted model, not a curated record
AUGGCGCCAUUCGACGCCGAUACCAGUGACGAAAAGGGGAAAAUGGACCUUCUUGAAUCCAAGCCCUCGUCGGAGGCCAGGUCUGAAGCCCAAGUCGCAGAACCGGCCCCCAAAGUCCAUUUCAGCGUCUCGUCUUGCCUAGGGGUGAAUUUUUCAAUCAGUGCAACCCCUUUGGCGAUUGGGACAUACCUUGCUCUCAGCAUUGGAACCGGUGGUCCUCCGUUCUUCUUCUAUGAGUUCAUUUUUGCCGGAAUCGGCCAGAUAAUCCUCUGCAUAGCUUUGGCGGAGCUUGCAUCUUCGUUUCCCCAUUCCUUAGGUCCCGCACACUGGGUUGCUGUACUAGGCCCCAAAAGAUACGCGAAUCAGCUUGGAUACAUCAUGGGAUGGCUCACCAACGCAUGCUGGUUUUUCAUCUGCGCCGCGAGUUACCUGUUUCUCGGCCAGUUGACGAUGGCGAUUAUUGAGGCAACAAUUCCGAGUUACGCGCCCAAAAUAUGGCAUACAUACUUGCUGUACAUCGGCUUCGCGUUGAAUGGACUUCUUGUGAAUCUUCCAGGGGCUUUCAAGAUGCUGUCAUGGUCGUUGAAGGCGGCGGUGUUUUUCAUCAAUGGGUCAGCAGUGUUUGUGUUUGUGUCCUUGCUCGCUCGGGCCAGUCCGAAACAAUCUGCGAGGACGGUUUUUGUCGAUGUGGUGAACGAAACGGGGUGGAGCUCCAACGUGGUGGUGUUCUUCCUAUGCAUCUUGCCGGGUGUUGCGGGUGUGGGCGGCCUGGAUUCCGCACCGCAUCUCACAGAUGAGGUGGACAAUCCCAAGAAGCAGAUACCCCAGGUCAUGAUCGGAUCGGCACUUCUCAGUUUUUUCACCGGGAUUCCGUCAAUCCUAAUCUAUUUAUUCUGCAACACCAAUCCAGAGGGGCUUAUUGCUCCUGUUGGUGGACAACCCCUUAUCCAACUUUUCCUGGAUGCAUACAACUCUAAAGCUCUCACUGUCCUGGCCGCCUUAUCCGUCAUUAUCACGUUCAAUGUCGCCGCCUGGUCUGCCUUGACAAGCUGGAGCAGGCUUUAUUGGGCUUUCUCAAAAGAUGGAGGACUACCAUUUUCAAAGUUCACCGCAAGACUAUCGUCCUCCCACAGCUUUCCGAUCAACGCUCUCCUGGUCAAUACCGGUUUACUCAUCGCUAUCGGUGCCAUCCAGCUCGGGUCGACGACCGCUCUUAACGCUCUACUCGGUGGCGCAAGUCUCUGUGGCAAAACUUCCUGGGCGCUGUCUAUUGGCUUGCUGUUGUGGCGUGGUAGGGAUACUCUCGAUAAGGACCGCUGGUUGAAGUUGGGACGUUUUGGCUAUGUUAUCGACGUUCUGGCUGUCCUCUGGGCAGUUUGGGUGUGCGUCUGGAUUUCCUUUCCACUGUAUGUUCCAGUGACCGCUCCAUCGAUGAACUAUGCUGCCGUCGUGUUUGCAGGUGUUUCGGCUAUUGGCGCAGUGUACUACUUUGUUGCGUAUCGAGGAAGACAGAUUUGA